This is a messenger RNA of Limanda limanda (common dab), 603 nucleotides long. RefSeq lists its product as uncharacterized. The record is from RefSeq and is a predicted model, not a curated record. The transcript has 5 exons. Lineage: Eukaryota; Metazoa; Chordata; Actinopteri; Pleuronectiformes; Pleuronectidae. Gene Ontology annotation, molecular function: adenine phosphoribosyltransferase activity. The coding region runs from base 1 to 603 and encodes 200 amino acids.
AUGGACGUGUUGGCCGCUCCUGCAGACAGAAGUAAAGGAUGGUACCUUUCUCUGAUGGCACCCAACACAAAAGGACCAAUGUUUGCCUGGUUGGAUCCGUCCAGAAUCUACUGCAACUCCCUGGCUCUUGCAGACUGUGUCUCAGACCUUCUCAGCCCAUUCCACAGGGACACCAUUGACCUGGUUGCUGGGAUAGAUGCAAUGGGAUUCAUUCUCGGAGCGUCUGUCGCCACCACUCUUGGGAAAGGUUUCCUGGCCAUUCGUAAAGCAGGACACCUGUGUGUAGAAACCCAGAACCAAACCUACUCCGACUACACGGGCAGAGAAAAGAAUAUGGAAAUAAGACUGGAUGUCAUAAAACCAGGAAUGAGGGUGUUGUUAGUCGACCAAUGGAUCGAGACCGGCGGUACAAUGAAGGCUGCCAUUCAGCUGGUGGAGAGGUUGGGAGCUACUGUUGUAGGUGUAGCAGCCGUGGCUAUAGAAAACACGGAAGGGGGGAAGUGGAUUAAAGAAAAUUACAAAUUCUCUCACUGCAUCCCUGAAGAGCUGCAGAGCCAAGUGGAUCGGAAAUAUCUGGACUCUUUCAAAAGCUUCAAUAGGUGA